Molecule: messenger RNA, 4107 nt
Organism: Trichoplax adhaerens
Lineage: Eukaryota; Metazoa; Placozoa; Uniplacotomia; Trichoplacea; Trichoplacidae
Exons: 20
Coding region: 1-4107 (1368 amino acids)
Biological process (GO): regulation of apoptotic process
Molecular function (GO): ADP binding
Source: RefSeq, a predicted model, not a curated record
AUGGGGCUCAGUCACUACAUAGAGACCGUGAUUGAGAGAAAUUAUCCUAAAAUGAUUACUGAUAUCCCAUUACAACAGUUUUUGAUUGAUUUAAGAGCUAGACAAGUCCUAUCGAAUGAAGAAGUCGAUGAAUUAAAUUCAUUCCGAACCAAUAAAGAAAUGAUUUAUAACUUUAUUAAAAUCCUCAAGUUUCGAGCCGAUCAAGAUUUCUUUCACCUCUGUGAUACUUUGCAAGAACAUGGAGCUAUAACAGUACAAGAAUUUGGUGAAGCAUUGCAAAAUGAAGCAGAAUUGCGACGUAGAGCAGAAGAUGAGAAUGAGAAAGGAAAGCCGACUAAUUCAGCCUAUUUGCUACGAGAUCUUCCUCCAACUCCCGAAAGUCACUAUAUAGUACGCCAAACUUUUGUUGAUAAAAUUUGUAGCCAUUUGAAGGAUAUCGAUAAUUCGCAAGGUCAUCUUCUAAUACAUGGGAUGGCUGGCUGUGGCAAAACAAUUGCUGUAUGCCAGUCUGUCAGGAUGGUGUUUGAACAAGGAUAUUUUCAAUCUCAUGGUGUCUACUGGGCUAAACUAGGUGAUAUUGGAAAGGAUAAGCUGUUUACUAUACUAAAGAGUUUAUGCAUUAAGAUUGGAGUUACUUGGAAAGAACCACCUCAAAAUUUAGAAGAAAUCGAUGCCUAUGCUAAGCAAUAUUUCGAAGAAAAUCAAGACAAAAAUAACAUUCUAUUUAUAUUUGACGAUAUUUGGCAAAAGAGCCAUUACAAUUAUUUAAGAUUUGCUACGAAAUCUAUUGCAACUUCGCGUUUUUUUCAUCCCGAAAAUAAACUUCACUACAAAUGUAUUUCAGCUUCGGAUCGAUUUACUUAUGAAGAGGCAAUAAAAGUCCUAGCAAAAAAUAGAAACAUUCAAGAUCUCCAGUCUCUGUAUAAUAACCGAAAUAUUGCUUUAGCUAUCGAGAGUUGCGGUGGACUUCCAUUAGCCAUAGCAUUAAUAGGUGGCUUACAUUUACAAACCGAUAAGCAAUGGGAAAGUGUUAUCAAAGUGAUUGAAAAAAAAGAGAUCGGUGACUUACCAGCUAACUAUGAUUUCAAUUUAUUUGGAACGUUUUCCUUAAGUAUCAAGGAAUUGGAGGGUAAAAAAAAACAGUGUUUUCUUCUCCUUGGAGUUUUUAAGAAGGUUAAAAUUCCUAUCGGUUCGAUCAUGUCGCUGUGGAAGCAGAAUGAAUGUAGUACAAUAUCUCUAUUGCAAGAAUUCCGUAAUAAAAGUCUACUACGAUUUAUUGAGACCAAUGGUUACUGCAUCUUGCAUGAUUUAAUGGUUGAUUAUCUUCAACAAUCGCAUGAUCCUCAGCUAUCAAACAAAGUUUACUGGGAAAAUAUGAAUCAAACAUUAGUGCAACACUAUUUUUAUCAUUGCCAAGGUCAAUGGGGCACCUAUCCAAAUGAUGGUUACUUCUAUCAAAAUCUAGUUUAUCAUGCCAUUCAAGCACAUGCUGAUGUAUUACUUCGAACGCUAAUGGCUGAUUUUAACUGGAUGACGUCUAAAUUUAAAAUUUUCAAGACUUUGUUUAAUUUACAGCUAGAUUUAGAAGAUUAUAUCAAAUAUUUAGACAAGCAAAAGGAGAAUUCUCUACAAUAUCAAGAACUUCUAACUUCAUUACGCCAAUAUGAAUCUUAUGCAGAUAUGGAAACAAUGGAUUUUAUUCAAUUUCUGUUAAAUACUAAUGAAAGCAAGAGUUGGAUUAUAUCUAGAGCACUUCAACUAGCAUGUGAAAAUACCAUUCGUGGAAUUAGUCGUUACUGGAUGAUAACAACGUAUCCGCAAAAUAAAGUCAAGUAUAGCGCAUGGAUGGCAUCAAAGACUCUGUGUACAACUUUAAAUGAAGUUGUACCAAGAUGCUCAAGCCUUAAAUAUGGAAAAUUAAACAUCAUCUAUAAUGAUCUGAAUAAGACGCACGAAUGUUGUAUUACGAUCGUUGAUUAUGAAACCUCAAAGACUAUAUUUAACUUACCAUUACCUAAUAAACUUAUUGCAAAAAUACGUAUUUCUCCUGAUGGAAAAAUUAUUGCAUAUUCCAUGAAAAAGGAUGAGGAUACUUUUGUCAUGAAUUGGGUGGUAUAUAGUAUUGCUACAGGGCAGCAGCUCAACUUUACCUCCAAGGAUGGUUCGAAAAGUCCAACCAUCGAGGGCAGUUUUCUAGAAUUUUGCCCAGUAUUAGCGGAAGAUCGAUAUAUUCUGAUGACUGUAUCUAAUCGGAAAAAUGUCAAUAUUUGGAUGGUUACAGGAGAUAGCAUCUGCCAGAUAUGUAAAACAAUAACCAGUUCGGAGAGUAUUAAUACAUGCCAAUUUAUUGAAAGUAGUUGCAAAAUUCUCGUAUGGUACGGAAAAUAUUAUGAUAAUAGAAGGUCGAAAGGUGAAGAAAGAAUGUGGGUUAAUGAGUGCCUGGUUGAUAUACGUGAUGCGGAAAAUCUGCAAUUUCAGUCAUCAUAUAUUAUGCCUAUAUAUAUUCAGCAACGUGAUGGUAAAUAUUUACCUAGCAGUGAUCUUAAAUUAAAGUAUGGUUUUGGUUUGGCCUGUAUAAAAUUGAUUGAUAAAAAUGGUAUCGCAAUAGUCGCUGCUUAUCAACACAUUUUGGGUUACAUAGCCUUACAUAAUAUUACUAAUGGCAGACAUGAUUUUGUCAAAGAAUUUGCUCGUUCUUUUCAACCAAUCUACCUAUGUGAUAAAAGUAUUAAUGAUAUUGUAACAUCUGAUGAUCAUCAAUUUAUUGCUGUGCACACCCAAGGUGAACAAUUAAAGGUGUUUAAAUUAGCCUCUCGGAAUUUUAGCGCCUUUACAUCCAUUGAUUGUAUACAAUAUUAUCGGGAUUUAAUGUUUAUACCUGAUAGUUAUCAUCUAUUCAUUUAUGAUCCAAUACCACCUUCUAGAUUAUAUCGUUAUGAUUUGCAAGCAAAAGAUCUAAGCUGGCAGCCUAUAUCAUCCGCAACAUUGAUCCAAGAUCAGCAAAAGCUAAAUUACAAUGAGGAAUUGAUAGCUUAUUCUAAUCAUGCAUUUAUAAAUAAUAUUCCCCAUGCAGUCCAAUUGGUAAUAAACAAACGGUAUAAAAAUUCCAAUUUAAGGAUCUAUCGAGGAGAGAAUUUUAAGCUAAUUUCGGAAUAUAAAUUAAAACAAAAUUACAAGCAAUGUAUCCUACAUGAUGAUAUGGAGGCAGUUAUCCUAGUACAAAUAUACGAAUGUGAUUGUAACGAUUGCAUAAAAGAUUGUCCAACAGAUCACUGGCAUAUUAUCUUCAGCAAGUUGCUCUACGGAAUCUUUUACGCAAUGAAACGGAUGCAAGAAAUCAAAUAUAUUUUACCUGAAAAGCCUCAUAAUAUAUGGAUAGUAAAGUCGAGAUUCAGAAAAUUCGAUAAAAGUUUGAUUUUUAUACUUCAAGCUAGGUAUCUAAAUGAUUGUCAACAAAUCAUAAUUAUGAAAAUAAAUUACCAUACCUGCGAUCUAAAAGUCUACAGAGAUACCGAAAGUGAAUUUUAUCGAGAUUUGAAUAUUCUCCAUUUUGAUGAUGGUAAUCUUGUUACUCAUCAAAUAUCAUUAAACAACAGUCAAAGUAUCAUCAAGCAUUAUAAAAUCGGUCAGGCUUUAACUGACAUACAAUUAAUGAAACCGUAUCAAUAUGACAAAAAUGAUGGAAUAGCCUGCAAAAUAUCCCUUCCUAUUAAUGAAAUGACCAGCGAUCUAAAUAUCGUUACAUCAGCAUGGAAAAAGGAUUCCAUGAUUGAUACUUUUGGGCAAAGUGAUACCGAUAGCUUUAUGUUCACUCUUAAUGGUCGAAUUCUAAUGAAGGGCUACCGAGAUGCUACAGCUGUAUUUAAAGCUGAUAUUAAUUAUAUUGAAAAUUUAUGGCCAUAUCAAUUUUUGGUGGUCAUCGAAAAGCUGACAUGUAAAAUUUAUUUUUAUAAUAAAUUAACACUAAAGCUAGUCCAGGUCAUUCAGUCACCAUAUAUUAAGAUUUGGAGAUUAAAUGGUAAUUCUGAUCAAUCGCUGUUUAUCUGCCAAAGUUUUGACAAAGAAUACGGUAUCAUUAAGCCGGUUACUAAUGCGAUGAUUAAAUGA